CGCCUGACACAAGCCAGUGACGCCAUUUUGAAGUGGUCCCGAGCAGAGGAGACGGUCUUGGAAAAUUCAGCUCGUCCUGUACUGCGCGGAUUUAACUGCAACCUUUUUUAGCUCUCCUUGCUAGCGAACCGAACCUCGGUUCUCCCGCGUGCACUGAGAGACCAAUUUGGACCGCGGAGGGGUUCGGUUGGAGCCACUUUGAAGCGGGACGCCGCUCGUAUUCGGAAUAGCCGUAUCCCCGCUGGAGCGGCCGGAGCCGUGGUGGUGUUGGCCGGGCAGCCCCGCCGGACUCUAGGAGGAAGCCGAAGCUCGAAUUCGGAGUAAAACGUCAACCAGACGCUGUAAAGCUGCGGUUUUUGGUUUUAAUUUGACGGGGAUGGUCAAUUCCGGUACAUUUUGAUGUGUUUUGGCUAUGCGGCGGAGCUCCGCGAGGAGAAGUUUGAUUGGACGGCGGAGUGCGAUUAAUUUCCAGUCCGAUGGAUGUUAGCCCUGCCCGGCUGUGGCUCGGCUCCCUGCACCGCUCCUCGGAAGCCCCGUGCACCGGCGAUCUGUCCGUCAAGCCGGAGACCUGGCGACUCCACGCCGCCGUGGAGCCGACCUCCAUCGCCUGCCUGUAAACCUGGAAAUACCAUCGAUCCCCUCUUCAUCAUCAUCAUCAUCCUCAGUGUGUGGACUUACCUGGGAUCUUUCGGAUUUAGACUCUUUAAUGAAUUAAAAUGGUCAACUCGGACAAACCGGGUUGUCUAGAGGACUUCUAACCGAUUCGAUAUUUGAGAUUUUAUCGAUUUUUUAAAUCAGUUUUUAUAUCUAUUUUUGAACAUUGAUUGGAUCAAACUCGGAUGGAAAAUGGGAGACGCCACAAAACUGGCCAUAGCCGUUUUCCUCAUCUCCUGUUCUUCAGGUGCCAUCCUGGGACGCUCCGAGACCCAGAAGUGCAUCUACUACAACUCCAGCUUUGAAAAAGAUGGAACCAACCGCAGCGGCAUCGAGCCCUGCUACGGCGAAAACGACAAGCGGCGGCACUGCUACGCCACGUGGAAGAACGUCUCGGGGAACAUCGAGAUCGUCAAGCAGGGCUGCUGGCUGGACGACAUGAACUGCUACGACAGCAGUGAGUGCGUGGAGAAGAAGGAGAGUCCGGACGUCUACUUCUGCUGCUGCGAAGGGAACCUGUGCAACGAGAAGUUCAUGCACGCUCCGGACGGGCCCCAACAGAACGACCAUUCAACCGCUUACACCACCUCCAACCCCUUCCCGCAGAAGCCGCAGCUCUUCAGCACCAUGCUGUACUCGCUGGUUCCCAUCGUGGGGCUCGCCGCCGUCGUCCUCUUCUCCUUCUGGAUGUGGAGGCACCACAAACUGGCCUACCCCGCCCUGGUGCCCACCCACCACGCCUUUCACAUUAUGGUGGAGGACCCCGGGCCCUCGCCGCCGUCCCCCAUCCUGGGCCACAAACCCCUGCAGCUGAUCGAGGUGAAAGCCAGGGGGCGCUUCGGCUGCGUGUGGAAGGCGCAGCUGCUGAGUGAAUACGUGGCCGUCAAGAUCUUCCCCAUCCAGGACAAGCUGUCGUGGCAGAACGAGUACGAGAUCUACACCGUGAGCGGCAUGAAGCACGACAACAUCCUGCACUUCAUCGGCGUGGAGAAGCGCAACAACAACCUGGACCUGGAGCUGUGGCUCAUCACCGCCUACCACGAUAAGGGCUCCCUGACCGACUACCUUAAAGCCAACGUGGUGUCAUGGAACGAGCUCUGCCACAUCGCUCAGACGGCGGCCCGCGGCCUCGCCUACCUGCACGAGGACAUCCCGGGACACAAGGAUGGGCACAAGCCCUCCAUUGCUCACAGGGACAUAAAGAGUAAGAAUCUGCUUCUGAAGACCAACCUGACUGCCUGCAUCGCUGACUUUGGCCUCGCUCUAAAGUUCGAGGCCGGCAAAUCCCCCGGAGACACACACGGACAGGUGGGAACCCGUCGCUACAUGGCCCCCGAGGUCCUGGAGGGCGCCAUCAACUUCCAGCGAGACUCCUUCCUGCGCAUCGACAUGUACGCCUUCGGCCUCGUCCUCUGGGAGUUGGCGUCCCGUUGCACCGCCGCAGACGGCCCGGUGGACGAGUACAUGCUCCCCUUCGAGGAGGAGGUGGGCCAGCACCCGUCCCUGGAGGACAUGCAGGAGGUGGUGGUGCACAAGAAGCUGCGGCCCUGCCUGAGAGACUGCUGGCAGAAACACACGGGCCUGACCAUCCUCUGCGAAACCAUCGAGGACUGCUGGGACCACGAGGCCGAGGCCCGCCUGUCCGCCGGCUGCGUGGAGGAGCGCAUCGGCCAGAUGCAGCGCCAGGCCCCCAUCAUCGGCCCGGACGAGAUCGUCACCAUGGUGACGAACGUGGACCUCCCCCCAAAGGAGUCUAGCCUAUGAUCACCUAACCAGCGGGAAGUCGGCUGGAGGAGAGGAACCUCCGACCCUGGUUGGUCGGUUUGAUGUUUUUGGUUUUGUUCAAGUUUCUUUUUUUUAAUCUUUUAAGUGCGGGCCGCUACUUCAGGAAGCCCCCGCGCCCACCUCACUACAUCAGUCCACGUCAUUUUUGAUCCGUGUGCCUGAGGAUUCGAACGCCCGUCUGUCAGCGGGCGGGACGCUCCGGACGAGCCCGGGACGGCGGGACGCUUCUACCACGCAUCGUUUUUUAUACACACACACGCGUGCAGGAUGUUUGGACUUUUAACUGAACUGCAUUUUAGUGUUUGGAGAAAAAACACAAGAAAAAGGUUAAAAGGUGUCGGGGGAGGGGCCCCGAUGCGCCGCUGUUUCCUGUGUGCGUUCCUCCGAAGAAACGACUCUCUGCCAACAAGCAACGGCUUCUGAAUGUUCAUAGUGUAAUGCUGCUGUACAUAGUGUAUCAUGGACCCUGACUGGUUGUUUAUUAGGCGUACUUUAACCAGGGGAGGCGGGGCUUAAGGGGGGGCGGGUCCAUUUUCAAGCAUUACGACAAUUUAAAACAAGAAAAAAAAACAAAAAAC
Messenger RNA from Oryzias melastigma (Indian medaka), 3017 nucleotides. RefSeq names its product activin receptor type-2A. Gene Ontology annotation, molecular function: metal ion binding; activin binding; ATP binding. The record is from RefSeq and is a predicted model, not a curated record. Gene Ontology annotation, cellular component: activin receptor complex; plasma membrane. The transcript is spliced from 12 exons. Gene Ontology annotation, biological process: activin receptor signaling pathway; protein phosphorylation; cellular response to growth factor stimulus. Bases 847 to 2418 code for a protein of 523 amino acids. Lineage: Eukaryota; Metazoa; Chordata; Actinopteri; Beloniformes; Adrianichthyidae.